Diospyros lotus (date-plum) is the source of this 1999-nucleotide messenger RNA. Its product is annotated as exocyst complex component EXO70E2. Bases 1 to 1905 code for a protein of 634 amino acids. Gene Ontology annotation, molecular function: phosphatidylinositol-4,5-bisphosphate binding. Gene Ontology annotation, cellular component: exocyst. The record is from RefSeq and is a predicted model, not a curated record. Gene Ontology annotation, biological process: exocytosis. The transcript has 2 exons. Lineage: Eukaryota; Viridiplantae; Streptophyta; Magnoliopsida; Ericales; Ebenaceae.
AUGGGGGAUUUAGCUUCUACUAACCCUACCGAUGACGGUCAGGAGCAUGUACUUGCUGCUGCUCGUCAUUUGGUAAAGGCUUUGGGGGCAAGUAAGAACCUGAGCGACGACACCAGAAGACUUUUGAUGGAGCUGGACUCGCAUUUGUCCUCCAUGGCCAGGAUCAGCGACAGCAGGGCAGAGGAGAUCAGAGAGUUUGAACAACAGCUAAAAUUUGCCGAGCAGAAGAUUGUGGCCUGGGCAUCGAACCCGUCCAUGAUAUGGGCUUCAGGCAGCCGCGAGACAGCUUCAGAUUACCUGCAAGCAGUUUAUGAAAUUCAGCGGAUCACAGAGAGUUUUAGUGGCAGAGACAAGGAAUUGCUUGGCCAGGCCCAUACCCUUCUUCACAUGGCAAUGGAAAGGCUUGAGGAAGAGCUUCUUCACAUACUUCUUGAGUGGAAGAAGCAGUCUCAGGAGCCCGCUUUCUUCAUAUCUUUCCGGUUGUCGGAGGAAGGCGUUGUGUACGACGAAUCAUUCGUCUCUACAGACAACGAUUCAGUCGAGGAUGCAUCGAGGAGAUAUAGCACCGGCACCGAACCUGACCAGGAAUAUUGCAGUCUUGAUUUGGUCCAUCCGGAUGCAGUUUUAGAUAUCAAAUCCAUUGCAAACACGAUGUUUGCUUCCCAUUACGAUCAGGAAUUUUGUCGUGCUUUUGUGGACUUCUGGAGGGACGUGUUGGACGAAUAUAUCGUCAUUCUAGGCAUCGACAAAUUCGGCAUCGAGGAUUUGCUGAAAAUGGAGUGGAGACGCUUGAACUGCAAGGUCAAGAAGUGGAUCCGGGCGUUGAAGUUCGUAGUUCGAGUUUAUCUGGCCAGCGAGAAACGGCUGUUUUACCAUGUCUUGGGACAAUUUGGAUCCGUUUGUUCAGAUUGCUUUGUGGAGGCUUCCAAGGCUUCAAUGCUCUGCCUCUUGAACUUUGGCGAAGCCAUGGCAAUCGGAACUCGCCGGCCGGAGAAACUGUUUUGCUUGCUCGACAUGUACGAGGUCCUGGCCGAUCUUCUCCGAGACAUAGACUCUCUGUUCUCGGAAGAAGCCGGAUCUUGUGUUAGGGAGGAGUUCCACGAGCUUGUGAAUCGACUCAGCGACACCACUAGGGCAACAUUCAUGGAAUUCGGGAACGCAGUUGCUUCAGACAAAUCGACGACCGCAUUCCCGGGAGGCGGCGUUCAUCAUCUCACCAAGUACGUCAUGAACUACAUCAGCACAUUGACGGGCUAUGCCGAAACCCUAAAUUCGCUUCUCGAGAAGGACGCGUCAUUGCCCCAGCAUCUGCAAUCGCUGACGUUCGAUCUGGAAUUCAACCUCGACAGCAAGUCCAGACUGUACAAGGACGGCUCCUUGAUUCAUAUUUUCAUGAUGAACAACAUCUAUUACAUGGUCCAAAAGGUUAAAGGCUCAGAUCUGGCGGAAUUGCUUGGAGAUGAAUGGAUCCGAGACUACACCGUCAAAUUCCAGCAGCACGCGAGAAGCUAUGAGCGAGGGACAUGGGUCCCGCUGCUGUCUCUGCUGCGAGACGAUGGCAAUUUGGGGAAGACGUUGCUCAAGGAGCGGUACAGAGGCUUCAACAAUGCCUUCGAGGAGGUGUACAAGAUCCAGACGACUUGGUCGAUCCCCGACGGCGAGCUGCGGAAGGACUUGCGAAUUUCGAUAUCGCAGAAAGUAAUCCAGGCAUAUCGGAGCUUCGCCGGCAAGAACUCAGCCGGUGAAAAGUACAGCAAGUACACUGCAGAUGAUCUGGAGAAUUACAUCUUGGAUCUCUUCAAAGGAUCAUCGGCAGCAGGAUCGCUGCUGCACAAUAAUGGCCGCAAGCGGGUUGGCCCGAAGAACAGAAGACCGGGAGACCGUCGUGAACUGGGGGACCUUUAAGGUCUCUCAGAGACUUGCAUCCCAUGAUUAAAAAGAAGACGGAAGCCGCAGCAUCAAGGCCAAGUGAAGCAAGCAGGCGGUUAUGAGGCAGGCG